UGGGGUCGAUAUCCACGGCCUACGGCAGCCGGUCAAAUUAGCGGCCAUGAGAGUGUCGAACACAUCAUUCAACUUGGUGCUGGGCUAGACGACAGGGUCGGCCUAAAAUUCAUCCACAACAUUUGUCGAACCUGCGCUGCUUGCCUGGCAGGCACCGAAAGCAGUUGCUUAAAAAUGCGAAUCAGCGGAUACUACACUGCUGGAACAUUUCAAAAAUAUUGCCUCGCACCAGCCGAGUAUUUAAUAUCAAUUCCAAGCAAUAUCCCCCCUCACCUAGCUGUGCCUUAGCUCUGCGCAUGGCUCUCCGCAUAUAGCUCUCUGAAGAAGACACGUACUUUUCGGGGGAACUGGAUAAUGGCCUCAUAUGGCUGUGGUGGGGUUGGCCAUUUGGCAUGUCAAAAUGCUUCGAGAUCAUUCGGAUUACGCGCUUUCGGCAUCAAUGUUAAGAGAAAGGAGAGUCUUGUCCGUGACAGCGGUGCCAAGAAAUAUCUAGCUCUAGGGGACUACGACGGCACACACAUCGACGGCGACAUAUCCGCAACAAGCCAAGCCGCGAAGAACAUAAUGAGG
Messenger RNA from Aspergillus ruber CBS 135680, 570 nucleotides. RefSeq lists its product as uncharacterized. The annotation marks the transcript as partial. The record is from RefSeq and is a predicted model, not a curated record. Lineage: Eukaryota; Fungi; Ascomycota; Eurotiomycetes; Eurotiales; Aspergillaceae. The transcript is spliced from 2 exons.